AUGUUAGACGGAGCAGUCAGAUCUGGCCAGGCCUACAAGAGGAGUCAAAGAGGGGCAGAAAACUAUGUGCCUCCUUAUGGGAGAAAGGGACAGAAGGUCACAGAAGCCGGGAAGUGGUGGACAAGAACGGGCCAGACCCCACAACCCUGCUCUUUUGUUUGCCCUCGCUGUCCCAUCACAGGGCUGGAAGUGGCCCUCACUGACCUCCAGAGCUCCUGGAACAAUGUGCGGCACCGUACGGAGGAGAUCAGCUCCAACCGCCUCCUUGUUCGCCGGGGCCAGGCCUUCAACAUCACCCUGUUCUUCAGGAACCGGGCCUUCCAGCCAGGCCUGGACAACAUCAUCUUUGUGACUGAGACUGGACCGCUGCCAGAUCUGCCCAAGGGGACUCGAGCCGUGUUCAGCCUGGCUGGUCACCGUGGCCCCAGCCCCUGGAUCGCCUCACUGCAGGCCAUCGGGGCCAAUUCCCUGGAGGUGAGCCUGUGUGCCCCUCCUGUGGCAGCUGUGGGUCGGUACCUCUUGAAGGUUCACAUCAAAUCCCUACAGGGGCCUGUCACAGCCUACCAGCUUGGGGAGUUCAUCCUGCUCUUCAAUCCCUGGUGCCCAGAGGAUGCUGUCUACCUGGAGAGUGAACCCCAGAGGCAGGAAUAUGUCAUGAAUGAUUAUGGCUUCAUCUAUCAAGGGAACAAGAACUGGAUCCGCCCCUGCCCCUGGAAUUAUGGACAAUUUGAAGAGAAUAUCAUAGACAUCUGUCUGGAGCUGCUAGACAAGAGCCUGAACUUCCAGAUCGACCCAGCCACAGACUGUGCCCUACGGGGCAGUCCUGUCUACAUCAGCAGAGUGGUGUGCGCCAUGAUCAACAGCAACGAUGACAGUGGGGUGCUCAAUGGAAACUGGGGCGAGAACUACUCAGACGGCACCAGCCCCACAGAGUGGAUGGGCAGCGUGGCCAUCCUGAAGCAGUGGCACGCCGCGGGCUGCCAGCCAGUGCGCUACGGGCAGUGCUGGGUCUUCGCUGCUGUUAUGUGCACAGUGAUGAGGUGCCUGGGGAUCCCCACCCGAGUGAUCACCAACUUCGACUCUGGCCAUGACACAGACGGAAAUCUGAUCAUUGAUGAGUAUUAUGACAACACAGGCAGGAUUUUGGAGAAUAAGAAGAAGGACACUGUCUGGAAUUUCCAUGUGUGGAAUGAGUGCUGGAUGGCACGGAACGACCUCCCACCUGGAUUUGGAGGCUGGCAGGUGCUGGAUGCCACACCUCAGGAGACAAGCAAUGGCCUCUACUGCUGUGGCCCUGCCUCCGUCAGAGCCAUCAAAGAAGGAGAGGUGGAUCUGAACUACGACACAGCCUUCGCCUUUUCCAUGGUGAAUGCUGACUGUAUGGCCUGGCUGGUCUUUGGAGGGAAGGAGCAGAAACUUCACCAGGACACCAAUACUGUUGGCAAUUUUAUCAGCACCAAGAGCAUCCAGAGUGAUGAGCGGGAUGACAUCACGGAAGACUACAAGUAUGCAGAAGGUUCUCUCCAGGAGAGGCAGGUGUUUCUGAAGGCUCUUCAGAAGCUGAAGGCUGGAAGGUCCCCAGGCUCUCUCCGAGCAGAAUCGCGACCUAGGUCCGUGCCACUGAGCGACAGUCCGCGGAGCCUGGCUACUCCUUCUCUCCAGCCCAGUAAUGUUGUCCAGGUCUCCCUGAAAUUCCAGCUGCUCGACUCGCCCGACAUGGGCCAGGAUAUAAGGUUUGUCCUGCUGGCCCUCAACAUGUCGCCCCAGUUCAAGGACCUCAAAGUGAACCUGAGUGCCCAGUCUCUGCUGCAUGAUGGCAGCCCCCUGAUCCCAUUCUGGCAGGACACAGCCUUCAUCACACUCUCUCCUGAAGAAGCAAAGACCUAUCCCUGCAAAAUCCCCUAUUCCCAGUACAGCCAGUACCUGUCCACAGACAAGCUGAUCCGCAUCAGUGCCCUGGGUGAAGAGAAGAGCAGUCCCGAGAAGAUCCUGGUGAACAAGAUCAUCACCUUAGCCUAUCCCAGCAUCGUGAUUAAUGUUUUAGGAGCAGCCAUUGUGAACCAGCCGCUCUCUAUACAGGUGGUAUUUUCAAACCCCCUCUCGGAGCAGGUUGAAGACUGUGUGCUGACUGUGGAAGGAAGUGGUCUCUUCAGGAGACAGCAGAGAGUCCUCAUUGGAGUCCUCAAACCCCAUCACAAAGCCAGCCUCACUCUGGAGGCUAUCCCCUUCAAGAGUGGCCAAAGGCAAAUCCAAGCGAAUCUGAGGAGCAACAAGUUUAAGGACAUCAAAGGUUACAGGAACGUCUAUAUAGACUUUGGGUUAUAA
Molecule: messenger RNA, 2325 nt
Organism: Dama dama (fallow deer)
Lineage: Eukaryota; Metazoa; Chordata; Mammalia; Artiodactyla; Cervidae
Gene: TGM5
Product: transglutaminase 5
Exons: 13
Coding region: 1-2325 (774 amino acids)
Biological process (GO): peptide cross-linking
Molecular function (GO): protein-glutamine gamma-glutamyltransferase activity
Source: RefSeq, a predicted model, not a curated record